Molecule: messenger RNA, 495 nt
Organism: Cornus florida
Lineage: Eukaryota; Viridiplantae; Streptophyta; Magnoliopsida; Cornales; Cornaceae
Exons: 2
Coding region: 1-495 (164 amino acids)
Source: RefSeq, a predicted model, not a curated record
AUGGUUGGUGAACUGACUUUCUUUCUAGGUCUCCAAGUGAAACAACUUGAUGAUAGGAUUUUCAUAUCUCAAUCAAAAUAUGCAAAGGAGCUAAUUAAGAAGUUUGGUAUGAAAGAUUCAAAGUAUGUUCAAACUCCUAUGAGUACUUCAUCCAAAUUGGAUAGAGAUUCUGAUCCUAACAAGGUUGAUCAUUUCUUGUAUAGGAGUAUAAUUAGUAGCUUGUUAUAUUUGGUAGCAACUAGGCCAGAUACUUCAUUUAGUGUAGGUGUUUGUGCUAGUACAUUGAAUUAUGGAUUGCGUUAUUCUUCUAAGUCUAACUCUGAGACUGCAGUCUAUACUGAUGCUGAUUGGGCUGGUAACAAGGAUGAUAGAAAUAGUACUUCAGGUGGUUGUUUCUAUAGUGGUACUAAUCUUAUUUCUUGGUAUAACAAGAAGCAAGAUUGCAUAUCAUUAUCGUCUUGUGAGGCUGAAUACAUUGUUACUGGAACUUGUUGA